Protobothrops mucrosquamatus (brown spotted pit viper) is the source of this 387-nucleotide messenger RNA. Its product is annotated as RING finger protein 121-like. The transcript has 4 exons. The annotation marks the transcript as partial. Gene Ontology annotation, molecular function: metal ion binding; ubiquitin protein ligase activity. The record is from RefSeq and is a predicted model, not a curated record. Lineage: Eukaryota; Metazoa; Chordata; Lepidosauria; Squamata; Viperidae. Gene Ontology annotation, cellular component: endoplasmic reticulum membrane; Golgi membrane.
GUCGAGCAUGCCCGGAUGCACGCCAAGCACCGGGGCCACGAGGCCAUGCACGCCGAGAUGGUCCUCAUCUUGAUUGCCACGUUGGUCGUCGCCCAGCUGCUCCUGGUACAGUGGAAACAGAGGCACCCUCGCUCCUACAACCUGGCAAGUGGCAAACAGCUGGUGUACAAGUGGUUUCUCCUAAUAUACAAAAUCAGCUACGCCACAGGCAUCGUGGGCUACAUGGCUGUCAUGUUCACACUCUUCGGACUUAACUUAUUAUUCAGGAUUAAACCGGAAGACGGGAUGGAUUUUGGGAUCUCCCUCCUGUUCUACGGCCUCUACUACGGAGUCCUGGAACGCGACUUUGCAGAAAUGUGUGCGGAUUACAUGGCCUCCACCAUCGGG